AUGCAGCACGGUAGGCCUCAUUCUGAGACAUGGAGCCCAGGAAUCGGGUUCAGCGUCUGGGUCGACGUGGGGUCAGUGUACGUCCGGGUCGACGUCGGGGUCAGUGGAUGCUCUGUGGCUGGAGUGGGAGCGCUGGGCGCCGAGGCUGGAGACCCGAGUCAGCACACAAAUGCUCUUUUUCGAGAGGCUUUUAAAUUUCUUUCUUGGAACCUGUGCUCAGCCAAAUCUCUGGGGUCUGGCUCGUGCCUCUGGCUCACCUAUUCCUGCAGCCAUGUCUUUCCAGCAGCAGCAGUGCCUGCCCCAGAUGACAAGCAGCCCUGUCAGCCACCCCCUGUCAAAUGUCAAGAGGCGUGUGCACCUAAAACCAAGGAUCCAUGUGCUCCCCAGGCCAAGAAGCAAUGCCCAGCCAAGGACACAGCAAUCCCAGCCCAGCAGAAGUGUCCUGCAACCAGCAAGCCCCCUAGAGUAAAUAGAAGUAAGAAUGGACGGAGAGAUACCUGCCCGCCAACCAGGCUACCAGAUGCAGCCUUCUCUUUCUCCUGCUCCUUUUCUGAUCCUCAGCUCCGGGAUUUGCCCUCCUCUCCCAUCUUCUCCUACUCAGGGUCCAAGGAAACAUUGUCAGGAUUUCUUCCCAUGGAACUCCUUGUCUCAUACAUCCCCUUGCUCCCAGUAUAUUCUUCUGUUCCCAACUCUGACUCUCUCCUAGAUGAACAUGAGUGAGGUCCCACCUUCUCCAGCUUCCAGUUUGGCCACAGCUGUGGCCCCAUCCAUGUCCUAAAGCAAGAAAUAUAUCUGGGCUGAUUCUAGGGCUUCCACCUUGACUCACGGGGACACCAGAGGCUGAUGCAUAGCUUCUAUAUCAUUCCCUUUCCCAAUUCCCCAUCCGUGAGCUUCCCUCCUCUUUCUUCCACUAAUA
Capra hircus (goat) is the source of this 916-nucleotide messenger RNA. RefSeq lists its product as uncharacterized. The record is from RefSeq and is a predicted model, not a curated record. Bases 1 to 720 code for a protein of 239 amino acids. The transcript has 2 exons. NCBI's taxonomy places the organism in Eukaryota, Metazoa, Chordata, Mammalia, Artiodactyla, Bovidae.